Molecule: messenger RNA, 1008 nt
Organism: Canariomyces notabilis
Lineage: Eukaryota; Fungi; Ascomycota; Sordariomycetes; Sordariales; Chaetomiaceae
Exons: 5
Coding region: 1-1008 (335 amino acids)
Source: RefSeq, a predicted model, not a curated record
AUGUCCUCCAAGCGCUCCAUGCCGAUGCUCCGAGUCGCCUUGCGUAACCGCCACCAAUUUGUUUGUCUCUGCCGUGCUCCCUUCUCGACUGGGGAUGACGACGACGAUGAAGAGGAACACGAGGACGAGGACGAGGACGGCGUCGAGACAGAGAAGGCUCAGAAGUCCGAGAAAGAGCCGCGAGCCCGGUGCGACGCGGGCAAGACAUGCCUCUGCAACAAGCCUGCCGAGGAACAUCCGGAUCAUGUAUGGAAAGCACAGAUUCUUCGACCUGCGUGCCUAUUGUGCGUUGCGAAACCCGGACUGCUUCCGCAUGUACACGUCAAUGACCACUCGAUGUACGGCGUCCUCGAGGUCAUUCAGAUUCUCAUCCUCGAUUUCGACGAGGCAGCAGGCGACUACAAAGAGCAAUGGGCCGUCUGUGAGGCGCUUGCCUUCUUCCUCCAGGACGAGGGAAUGGAACUGACGCAGAUUGAGGACGGCGACCUCGCUGAUGCGACCUUCUUGUUCUGCGGUCGUAUGUUCAUGUCCAUGCCGGCUACUUUGGAGCGCGAGCACCUCUUAAAGAAGGACUCGGAAAUUAAGAACCUGGGCCAGAUCAUGUCCCUAUUCAAGGACAUAGCGAUCGCACUAAGGAAUUACGGUAUUCUGGAAGACAGCAACAAGGAAGCGUUGGGUCCCGUCUCCGACAAGAAGUCUUGGAUUCCCCACGCCUAUGAGAACCAGAUCUACGCCUAUGCUCUCAAGUAUGGAAUCGAGCUGGUUCCAGUAGGGAAGGGGUCCAGGGCCACCAGCGAGCUCAAAGGAGACAGCGAUCUCCCCGUUCCGGAGUCCAACACUGGAGGAAAAGCUGACCCAACUUCGAAGACCCCCAUUGGGGGCGACCUCUUGGACAUCACCACCUGGAGCAGCAGCGAGCGCAAGGCCAAGAACUUCAACAAAAAGGACCCCCUUGGCAAGAAGGAGCUCGAUGCCCUCAAGCAGGGCAUGGUCAUGUCGUGGGAAUAA